Messenger RNA from Diorhabda carinulata, 5490 nucleotides. RefSeq names its product phosphatase and actin regulator 3. NCBI's taxonomy places the organism in Eukaryota, Metazoa, Arthropoda, Insecta, Coleoptera, Chrysomelidae. The record is from RefSeq and is a predicted model, not a curated record. The transcript is spliced from 14 exons. Gene Ontology annotation, biological process: actin cytoskeleton organization. Bases 53 to 2275 code for a protein of 740 amino acids. Gene Ontology annotation, molecular function: actin binding.
ACUAUAUUCAAAAUAGCCGAACAGUUGCCAAAUACGGAAGUUUAAAUGAAAGAUGGCCGCGUGUAGUGUUGGUGUAGUGUCAAAUGACAUAAAUACGAAUAAACAAAUAAAUCCGGUGGAAAAUUUGGAAGGAAAUAAAGAAAAUAAAACAGAUAACGAAAGUGAACCGCCUCCCGUUGACAACAUUUUGCAAAGUCCGCCUCACGCGACAAGCACAGGAACCACAGGUGCCAUCUUGGAUGUUCAUUUAAACAAAACUAACGGAGGUUCGAGUACGUGUAGUGACGAAUCAUCGACAACAGACGAUUUUUUGACAGUUGGAAAUACCGAUACCAAAGAUUUUAAAGAUGGAGUUACUACGGUUAUUGUCGCUAAAAAACAUAAUGGAACCGCCUUUAGGACCAACAGUCUCGGUAGUGGUACGCGUAGUCCACCAGUGGAAAGAAAAAGCAAAUUUUCAAUAGGUAAAUUACUGAGGCCGUGGAAAUGGAAACGGAAACGGAAAUCAGACAAGAUGGAAGCCGUUUCCAGAACUUUAGAAAGAAAAAUAUCAGUCCGAGCCAAUAGAGACGAUUUAGUAAUGAAAGGUAUUCUUUUACCAGAAAGCCCGAUGACUCCCCCAAAAUCCGACCUAGAAGAACCUCCAUUCCCUCCGAGCGCCGCCCAACAAGUACCGAGCGGCGACGGCGGUAAUAUAUCUACAGGCAACGGCUGCGGUAAUUUAACCCCGCAAUCGAAUCAAAUCGGUACCGGCACGUUACCCCAACCGCCCCCUUAUCCCGUAGUACCGCCAUCAAUAGCUCAAAUGAUGCCCAUCAAUUACAACCUCCUCCAGCAACAGCUACUGCAGAAUCCUCAAUUUGCACAGGCCAGCGCCAACGCCAAUAGUAUUAGUAAUACAGAGCCGAAAAAAGAUAAGACUGAUGGAGUGGCACACAACGGCGCUCUUUCUCCGAACGGAGAAACGCAUUCGCACGUAACGCAACCCCCAGGAAUGGAAAAUAUGGGCGGGAAACUCGAAAGGCCGAACACGCUGGGACACGGCAAAUUAACCAGGAGAUUGUUGUGUUAUCACAGCGAACACUUUGCAGAUUCGCAAUGUAUGCAACCGAAUAACACGCCGCCGCCUCAAGAAAAACAUCUCCACAAUAUCCCGCCACCGCAUUUACCCGUUGGCGGGGUACCGGGAUUUAUGUUGUCCGAAUUACCCGAACCGCCCAUUCCCGUUUCCGAAAUUGGUCCGAUUCCUCCGCCGCCUAUGUUCAGUUCCCCCAGUCCCGUACCCAAUAGAUUAUCGCCGCCACCCAAUCAUCACAAUUACGAUUACGACGAAAACGAAGACGAAGAAGAAGAUGACGAUGGUGAAUACGACGUCGAUCAAUAUUUCAGAAUGCCCCAACCGGACCCGUCGAUCGACACCAGUCGAAUCGACGAGAUACCGGCCAAGGAACCAAAAUUCCACGCGAUGCCUCUCAAAUCAGCACUGAAGAAAAAAUCGAAUAGCGGACCAGCGACUCCGCAAAUUACUCCGACUCAAGAAAAUAGACCGUUGACGAUGAGACAACAAGAAUACAAUUCUAGUUUCAAAAGGUCGAAUUUGAGACCUAGGAUCAGAAUCUGCAGCAACAAACCGGUCACGUUCGGUCUACCACCUUCGGUCGAAAACAAAGAAAACGCUCGACCACUCGUCAUAAGAGAAGACGAAAGCGAUAGCGAUUCGAACGACGGUCCGAUUCCUUAUCGCGACGACGAUUCCACGUCGGUGGAAAAACGUCUGGCGCUCAAAAUGGCUAGAAAAGAAAGUUUAUCUAUCAAAUUAGCGCUCAGGCCUGAUCGACAGGAACUCAUCAACAGAAACAUCUUGCAAAUUCAAUCGGAUAACGAAAGACAAGAGGCCAAAGAAGCCAUCGGAGCCAGAUUGAUCAGGAGACUCAGUAUGAGACCGACACAAGAAGAAUUAGAAGAAAGGAACAUAUUAAAAAAACAAAGUCCGGCGGAAGAGAAGAAACAAAAAGAAGAAAAGAAACGUUUCCUUUUACGUAAAUUGAGUUUUAGACCGACCGUGGAGGAAUUGAAAGAGAAAAAGAUAAUCAGAUUCAACGAUUACAUCGAAGUGACUCAAGCUCACGAUUACGAUCGAAGAGCCGAUAAACCUUGGACUAGAUUAACACCUAAAGAUAAAGCGGCCAUCAGGAAGGAAUUGAACGAAUUCAAAAGCUCCGAAAUGUCGGUACACGAAAACAGUCGACAUUUGACCAGAUUCCAUAGGCCUUGACAAUUGCAAGGCGAAUUAGAAGAAAAGAAAAUUACUGUGAUGGGCGUAGUUGUAGUAAUAAUUCCCAUAAUCGCUUAUUAUUAAUUGGAUAAAUUGCAAAAAAAAUAGAAAAAAAUAAUAGGAGGACUCAUGUUAGAAUCAUUAAAAAAAUCGUGUAGGUUGUUUUUGUACAUAAGUGAUUUUUUUAUUAUGCAAUGUUUUUAUUAUUAAUUAAUUAUUAAUUAUCAAAUUAUCGAUUUGUAUAUUAUUUCACUUCUUUUUUUCGUUCACUGUUAAAGGACACUGUAUAUACAUGGCGCAAUUAAAGUAAUACAUCACAAUAAUUAGAGAUCCACAGCUGACGUCUAAUAAUCUUUAUUUACAAUCACACACUGUAUAUUCAAUUUUUUUAAUUUUAGUGUGGUUGAAAAUUUUUUCUCUCUAAAAUGAUAUUAAUCGAAAAUAAUGUUCGGUAUACCCUCAUAUAAAAACCUGGUUUAAUGUCUUGAGAUCAUCGAUUAGUUAUGAAAAUUUUAUUUUUUCUUAAAAAAAACCCAAAUUUGAAAAUGACGUUAAGUUAAGUAUUUUACUUAUAGUAGUUCAAAUGUACUUUCGAUUAAAAUCUUUGUUAGCAAGAUAUUGUACGUUUGGCAACAGUUAUUUUUUUUAAUUCUCGUUUUAUUCACCACAUUUUCCACCAAAUUUUUCAUUUCCAUAGAAAAUUAAAUGAAAAAAAGAGUCUAAAUUAAUAUUUUUUGAAAAAUUUAAAUUCGGGAUGGUGAAAUUGAUCAAAAAUACAGAAUUUUCUUUGUAAUUUUUGGUAUACCCUCGUAUUAAAACUCGAUUUAAAGCCUUGAAAUCAUCGAUUAGUGAUAAAAAUAUUUUUUAACAAAAAACUAAUUUUUUUUAGAAGUUUUUAUAAUAAUUUUCACAUAACGAUCAAAUAAUUUAAAUUUGACUUUUAAAAUAGAAAACUUCCCGUAGAAAAAUAUUUUAUCUAGAAAAAAAUUCUCUUUUUCAUAUUCGGUCAAAAUUUCCAAAAUUAAUCAUCACCAUAUCCAAUACCUUAAUAUGAUAUUACUUGUUGUACGUCCCUCGUAUUUUUUGUUUUAAUUACAUUUUUUUUUAUUAGAAAAAUGUCAGUUGGAAAUCUAAUUAACCAUAUUAAAGAUACAUUUGUUCAACAUUUUCUAAUACAACGUUAAAUUGUUGUUUUACUCGAAGUAGUUCAAAUGUACCUUCGAUUAAAAUCCUUGUUAUGAUGAUAUUGUGAGUUUGGCAACGGUUAUUUUUUCUAAAUUCCGUUCUAUUCACCAUAUUUUUCACUAAAUUUUUCUUUUUCAUAGAAAAUUUGAUGAAAUAAGUGUCUAAAUCUAACCACAACGUUUUGAGAUACUUUUACCAAAUAAUAAUCAAAUUACAAAAAAAAAUGAUGAAUUUUUUAAUUCUAAAGUAUCUUGGUGUUAAUUUGUUACAAAACAACUAAUGACAAUAAAAAAAUCAUUUUUCUCGGUUUCCACUGAGAUAACUGAAAUUUAAAAUUUCUCUCCACUUUUUUCAGCAUAUUUGAAAAAAAAUCUCCUAAUAGGUACCAAAAAUUGCUUCUAAAAAAUAUAAGCUUCGUUGUUGUGUGAAGAAUACCUCUUACGAUUGUUUAAUCGGUUGGAAUAGAGACAUUUUCAUGCAUAUUCUAGAAUUGUCCCCGAUAUAGGAAAAAUUUUCUCCUGUAGUGUAAUUUUGUAUAAGUUUUUCUUCCGUAUGUUAGUCACUUACUAUACAUAUUUAUGUCCAUUAGUUUUGAUAGACCAUACUAGGAGUGUUUUUAGAUGAUUGCGGGUGGGAUUUUCCCCUUUGGUCUGUCAUUUGACUAAAAAAAACUUUCAAUGCCGACGAAUCGUCUUCGAAUAGUUAAAAAUUACUCCGGUAGGAAAUGCAACAUUCAGAAUCACCAAAUGUAGAGUUUUACACACCGAACAAUCACAUAUUUCGUAUAUAGAGGAUAUUCUUGAAUACUUUUCUAAAUUUGUUUGAUUUCCAAAUCCUAUAUUAAUGAAAAAUGACAUUACAUUAGAACAAUUUACUGUUCUAGAAGUUUCUAAAAGGACCUAGAUCUUAUCUAUAUAUUAUAUACCAACACUAAUAUAUUAAUAAUCCAAAUAAACGUGUUUCACCUCGUAAAUAGGAAGUUUUAAUUCCUUUUAUUUUAAAUUUUGUAAACAUAUAUCAAUUUACUGGGGUUUUUAUAUAAAAAAAAUAAUGGAUGGUCCUGAAUAUAAAUAUUUAUAGUAAAUUAUUGAAAAUAUUGGAAAAAUAAUAUAGAUCAAGUCAUUUCUUAAUUAUUUGAACGGUUAAUUAAAUAAUUAAAUUAUUUAAUAUACUUUUGAUAUAAAUGUAUUGUUAGGGCGUAAAAAGAUGAAUCGCCUAUAAUUUUCAUUAUUUUUUUAUUAUUCGUUGAUAUAAAUAUUAUUUUUAAUAAAUUUUCGAUUCGUUUUAUGUUUACAACAAUAACAAUUUAUUUUCUAUUUAGAACGAAUUUUUCAUAUCAAAAAUAAUUUUUUUUCUAAAUCUACAAGAAGUCCCAAAUUUUACAUUCCGAUGCUUCUAAAUUUAAUUUAGCGACUCAACACUCUUUAUUUAUUAUAAUUUGAACACUAAUAUACUUAAAAUUUAAUAAAUACAUAUAUAUAUAUAUAUAUAUAUAUAUAUAUAUAUAUAUAUAUAUAUAUAUAUAUAUAUAUAUAUAUAUAUAUAUAGGGUGAUCUAAUUAUAAAUAUAUUUAGAUACAUACAACGUUCUUUUAGUUAUUUCUAUCACUAACAAAUCAAUUUAGUGUCUAAUCGAUCAUGUUAGGAAAUAUAUUAAUCCAAUGGUGUUAGAUCUGGUCGAACUAUCGGUUAGAUGAAAUAAUCGUUGCUGAUAUGUAAUUUUUUUUAAGUUGUUUUUAUAUGUGAAGUCUGCUUAAGGCGCGAGCGAGACCUUCCUUUUAGAUGUUUCCUUAAUUUGUUUUUUAACCGAUUUUAGAAUUUGUAUUGUUGACGUAAAGGAUGUGUUUUAUACAUACAUACAUAUAUAUAUAUAUAUAUAUAUAUAUAUAUAUAUAUAUAUAUAUAUAUAUAUAUAUAUAUAUAUAUAUAAUUAUAGUGUCAAGAGAUGUUCUAUUUAUAAAGAAAACAAAAAUAUCAAUUGAUUAUUAUCGAGUUCUUAUUAUUUCAGUAUUACUGGAAAUAAAUCGAAAA